This is a messenger RNA of Pleurotus ostreatus (oyster mushroom), 2019 nucleotides long. RefSeq names its product Lysophospholipase 1 (gene PLB1). Lineage: Eukaryota; Fungi; Basidiomycota; Agaricomycetes; Agaricales; Pleurotaceae. Gene Ontology annotation, molecular function: A2-type glycerophospholipase activity. The transcript has 8 exons. Gene Ontology annotation, cellular component: cytosol. The coding region runs from base 1 to 2019 and encodes 672 amino acids. Gene Ontology annotation, biological process: glycerophospholipid catabolic process. The record is from RefSeq and is a predicted model, not a curated record.
AUGUCGCACCAGCAAAGCCAGGGUGCUGUCACAGACUAUGCCCCGCAGGUCGGCGUCCAGUGCCCCGACGUGUCCAUAAACCCCCUCAUCCGCGUGUUCACGCCCCAAAACCAAUCAUUACAUCCACGCGAGCAGGAGUACAUUAAAGGACGCCAGGCGGUCAUCGAGGAUGCUUGGGCGGACUGGCUGGGGGAUGGGUCAGGUGUAAGUUACAAUGUCAGCGCGUUUGCAGGGCACUUCCCCAAAGUCGGCAUGGCCAUCCCUGGUGGCGGCCUGCGAAGUGCUCAAUAUGGUGCCGCGUGUCUGAAUGGGCUGGAUAGUCGCAAUGAGCGGGCGAAGCAGGCUGGAACGGGCGGUCUCCUGCAGGUCUCAUCCUAUCUGACGGGACUCUCUGGCGGUUCAUGGGUUACCUCUUCGCUUGUUUUCAAUAACUGGCCGACUGUCGAAGACCUGGUCUUCGGGAAUGGCAAGGACCUGACCGGUUGGCUGCUUGACCUCUCACUCGCUACGCCAGACGGUGUCAACAUUCUCAGCGACAAGAACCAGGAAUACUAUGGCAGUCUACUCUGGAGUACAACCCGGAAUAAUUUCUUCACUAACGACUCAGCGCACGGAGCUGGCCAGUUGUUCUCAAAGAUACCAGACAUCCCGGCGUAUCAGCAGCAUCAAAUGCCGUUCCCAAUCCUCGUCGCUGAUUCGCGUCCAGUGGGGUCCAACUUGACCACCAUUCUGGGUCUUGACCCAGUUGUCUACGAAAUCACACCCCUGGAAUUCGGGUCGUACGAUCCUAACUUGUCGGCCAUGGUGAACAUCACCUAUGCUGGUACACAUCUAACUAACGGAAUACCGGUAAAUGGGUCUUCGUGCGUCACUGGCUUUGACCAGGCCGGAUUCAUGAUGGGCACUUCCGCUAGCUUAUUCAACCAACUGUUUGACUUCGCCCGAAACACUAUCGCAGGGUUCUCUGAUUCUGAUUCUGCUGGUUUGCUGUACGUUCUGUCACGGCAAUUGCAGGAGGUCCGCACGCGCGCAGAUGAUGUCGCCAACUGGCCGAGUCCUUUCAAUGGUCUCAACCCGAGGACGUUCGAGGAUUCCGAUGCGACUUGGUUAGAACUUCUGGAUGGGUCGUCGAACCAGGAGAAUAUCCCAUACAGCCCGCUGUUCGUCAGGUCGAGGGAGCUGGAUGUUAUCGUCACUAUAGAAGGGAGCGCAGAUGAUGCCACCGCCUGGCCCAAUGGUACGGGGCCUAUCUUCAGUGCCCGAAGGCAGUCUACCAUUCUGCGGGCAUCGCAUCAGCAGUUCCCUCCAAUCCCUCCGACACCUGAUGCAUUCAUUGAAACGGGCGUCAGGGCCCGGCCAACAUUCUUUGGCUGCGACCCUAUACAGACGCCUCCCGAAUGGCCGCUGAUGAUCUAUCUUCCUAACGCCCCGCCCAUCAACGGCGACGAUCCUGUCACCAACACGGCAACGUUUGCGCUCUCAUAUACGCAAAAGCACCAGAAACUAUUCUUCGACCAGGUCUUCAACCUCACCACCCAGGGCUUUACACCCAACUCGCAGUUGCCCGAUCCCAAUUUCGGCGUCUGUCUCCAGUGUGCAGCUAUCGAUCGCGCUCGCCUGAAGAUCACCCCCGUACCGUCGCGCUCGGCGAUAUGCACACAGUGCUUCCAGCAGUACUGCUUCGAUCCGCAAAAUCCCCCAAGCAAGUCCGCGCUGCCAGGGCGUAAGCUGGCGUUCGUCGAUCCCGACCCGCAGGGGUUGACGAAAGUAAAUGGGUUCUUGAGCUCGAAUAUGUACAAGUUGAUUGGUGGGCUUGCGGGCUUGGUUGGGUUCUUGUUUGUCUUGAUACUCGGACUGUUGUGGUGGCGGAAGCGUCGGGAGCGCAAGACCGAAUAUCAUCAAGUUAGCGGCCUCCAUGACGAGGAUGACGCUCCUUGGAAACGUUACUCAGAUUCCAACACCAAAACUCAUGAGGCGUAUGAGAUGCCUGAACAUCGGGGUUCCCUCGUUUCCCGCUGA